CCAAUGCGCGCAUGCACAGCUGUCAGCACCAAGGACAGCAGCCGCUCAGUUUGGAGCGUCCAGCCAACGACGCAUCGGUGUGAUUAGUCCGCACAGAGCGCACGGAGCAGCGGCUGCAGGGAGUGAUACACAGCCCCGGAGAGGACUGCGCGUGGAAGUUUGAAAAUAUGGUUUGACUCGUUUUUAAAGCCGAAGGGGAGGUUGGACAAAAUCUGCGAGGGACAGCGCAAAAAAACGGCUUGACAAUGCGAUUUGGAGGACCUUAAAUGACUGCCACUAAGAUGAUCAUGCACAUUCCUCCGCAUUGCACAUAAAUCCUCCCAUUUCUUAGUCUUCUUCCCUUUCUUGGCCUGCCACCCCCGCUCUUACCGCCCACCUGGAUCGUGUCUGCAGUCGCGCAUUCAUCGGGCUGAGCCGUGCCGCUGUCCAGAAGCAGCUCGAGCCGACCCGCCACCGGAGAGGAAAGCGACCGGGUUGCACUGUGCUGUUGGGUGGUCCACACGAUGCGUCUGUUUCUGUUUGCGGUGCUCUUCUUGUGCUCCUGCGCGCGGGCCGGCUGCGAGCCGAAAAUCGUCAACAUCGGGGCCGUCUUAAGCCAAAAGAGGUAUGAGCAGGUCUUCAAAGAUGCCGUUACCCAAGCCAACCAGGUCUACGGCAGGGACAAAUUCAAGCUGACCGCCAUCUCCGUAACGCACAAACCCAACGCCAUUCAGAUGGCUCUGUCGGUGUGCGAGGACCUCAUCUCCAGUCAGGUUAGUUUGCUUACACUUCUGCAAACAGCUGCCCUUAAACAAUCUUAUAUUAUAGCCUUCAUAGCACACAUGCACAAACUGAAAAGCUGAGUGUUUUGGAGGGGAUAGCCAUGUGCAUUGCUUUAGAAAGUUGGUUCUUCCAGGAAACAUUUCAUGGAUCAGAUGUGUUUUCUCACUCGAGGGCCACAAAAGUGAGCAGAGCGCAUUUCAAGUGGUGAACCUUAAUCCAGAAUAGCAGGUUACACUCAGAGGAAACAUGUUGCCAAAUCUAUUAAUCAAUCAACUCAAUACUACAGGUUUGCCAUUUGUAUAACUUUGCAUCCCCUUGCACACAUAACCCAAAAAUGUAGUCCACCUUGUAUAGUUCUAAUAAAGAGAACUCCCUGCAGACCCAUCUGCUUUACAGACAUCCAAAAAUAGUCUUUGGUUUGAGGCAUAUCUCGGAUGAGAGGGCAUCUGUGGGCUGCAUUUCAGGACACACAGCUGCAGAUCUACUGAGCUGCACGGUAACCGGCGAGGAGUGAAAAUGUGUGAUAUGUCAUUCGCGAUUAAGAACUUGGCUUUCAUUUGGGUGCGUGUGCGUGCUGCGUGAAAACAUUCUGGCAAAGAAGAGGCUACGGCGGCCGCAGACGGUUUGAGUUUCUGUAUGCUGUCCUGCAGGGGUGGAUCAGUCACAGGGCUGCAGACUGUGUGACAUGGUGCGAGGAUAACAACUGUUUUCAUAAGUAUGAGCGUCCUGUUUUAAAAGCGCUUCAAUGCAGGGUUACCAGCUGUUUAACAAGCUGAAAGGUUCGCUCCAUAUGUUCAGCACAUCUACAAGACAAAACGUAUUUCAUAAGUAAUACAUGAAGACUGUAUGUGCCUCUGAGCACAUUGAAAUGUAGGGACCAUCCACUCUUGUGAUGCUCUACAUGGCUUUUAAAAACAUUAUGUCACAGCGUGCUGGGGCGUGAAGUCCUCUCGCUCUCACCCUCUUUCUCCCACACACGUAAUUAAGCUUCAUGAGAACAAAAAAAAACAACACCCACAGUUUCAGAGCUGUUUCAUGUUCUUGUCCUCUGCUUGGUGUAAUGACGCUAAUUGAUACAAGUCUGCAGAGCAAGUCCUUAGCACCCAGUCUCCUGUUAUAUGUUCACUUAUGAAAUCCACCGUUAGGCUCGCCACACAACCAAACAUAUCUCGGAAGUGAGGGAGAAUUUAAUCUUAUCUCCAAACCCAAUUUCACCAGAGUUGGUAAACAGUUUAAAAUGUUCGUAUAAAUUACACUUUUGAUAGAAAAUGCUUCAAAGAUAACACCUGAUGAUGCUUGUUAAAUGGAAAAAUAUAUGGUCCUUCAAAAUACCAUGCUGGGAACACAAUUUCAAAACAAUCAGGACAGGUCAUGUUAACCAUUUUGUAGUAAAACGUCUUGUUUUAACAACACCCUUUAAGCAUUUACCAAUCCUAUUGUUAGGAUGAGUUUCUUUAGCCAGUCAUGUCAGCCUUCAGAGUGCUGGAGCUGUGUCACUCAAAUACCUCAGAUACUUCAGUGUUAGAUUGCUGGAGCUGGGGGCCUCUGACAACCAUCCUCCACAAGGACCUUGUACCCAUGUUUUACAUCACACAGGUCCCCAAAAUAUGUUCUGUCAUGGUAUUUCCUUCUAUGGACCUUCCAUAUGUUCACCUAAAGCUCCUUAAAAUAUGUUGUCCUUUGUUCUUACCGUACAUGGAUUUUUCUUAGGGUCAACUAAAUGUCAGCAGUAUGUUAAGAAAUGUGAACAGCUAUAUAUACUUGAACGGUCUCAGACCAAUCUUUGUUACACUUUGUUAUGCUUGUGGCAUGCUGAAGCCGUACCUUCCAUUUCUUAUGGUGUGAACAUGGGCUAGGCAUCCUUACAACUAUCCAGUUCAACUUCAAUUAACUGAAGCUGCCAACACUUCUGAAUCAUGUUUUCAUGUGGUGUUCUCAUUCCACUUUACAGUUUCAACCCACAUUUAUAGAUGCAUUGACAAACUAUGUUUGCUGACAAUGAUUUUGAAUUACCUUUAAAGCCCAUGUAGUGAUUUGCACUGCAGAGUCAUGUCUUAUUUUAAUGCAGUGCCACUUGAGGGCCAUAAGAUCAUGAUCAUCCAGUAUUGAUCCUCUCCUUUUCCACAUACUUUGCUCACACAGUCUCUCACAGGGUGGCAAUCUCCUCCCAUCUUUACUUUUAGAGGCUUUUUCUUCCUGGAAAGCCUUUUAUAUACUCUGUGAUGUUACUUACUUGUUUGAUAUUACAGCUGGUACUGAGCUUAAAAACAUCCUUUUUUUCAUAAAACAAUGUAAUUUAUCGUCAUUAAACUUUUUUGUGGUAAAUAUAGGGUUUGAAUUGUUCAGAAAUCAUCACAUUUCGUUUUUAAUCAACAUUUUUUCACACCAUCAUGACUCUUAUGGAGCUGAGGUCGUAAGCGUAGUAGAAUCACACCUCUUGUCGACCAAAGCUCAGAUGAGACUGGCUUGUAGGCGAUGAUGGGUACUGAGAAGGAAAGUGUAUGGCAGAUGGACGAGUAGAUGCCUGGGAGCAGUCCUUGGAAGAUAGACCCCAUUUCUGACCCAACCAUACGGACUGCUCACAUCCAAUAAUCCAUGCUCGCUCAGCUCUGCCAGCUUUAUUCCUCCUCUGUCACAUCUCUGAGGCAUUUCCCAAGGCUGAGCUCAGAUAUUCUCUCUCUAUUGAAGAAGUUGUCCAGCUUAUUGCUGGGAUGAGACAAAACCAAACAGCCACAAAUUAGUAUUAUUCUGUCAGCCCACACAGUCAGGACAUUUCGAACAAAGGAAACCAUUUCUUUGCUCUUCUUCUUCUUUGUCGUCGAUGAGUUUGUCCUUAACUGGAUUUUAUGUAAAUGUUCACAGUUAAAAAAUGUUAUUUUUAACUUGUUAUACAACAUUUUAGGGCAGCAGUCACAGCCAAUGAAGGAUGACUGUGUUUUAUUUAGCACACACAAGUGUAAUUUAUCUUGAGGGAGAAAAAAAACAAAAAAAACAAUGUUUCAACCAAGGCUGGACUACAGAGCUGCCAGAUUCUCAGUGGCCUCAAAUGCCCUAGAUUCAGCACGGCAGCCAGCUUGCAAUCAUUUUAUUGAUUUUAAAUAAUUAAAACAGCUCCUGCAUUUAAAGCUAUCGUUACGACUCUGCCUGAACGCCAUCGUCAUGCAAUGUUGACAUCUGAACAGGACUGAGUGAGCUUUGAAAGUAUUCAACCUGAGACAUGUCAAAGGCUGCUCCUCAAACAUGUAAAAGCUCUUCCUUGAGUCGAGACAGUGUACAGCACUUUGCAUCUUACGUUGUUUAACAUCUUAGACCGUCCUGUCCUGCUGUUUUCUUGCAGAUAGCGUGCUUCCUUGAGCUUGUGAAAGAUUCAUUUAACUUCUAAUAAGUGCACAUGGAUGCUGGGUGAACAUGUCUAAGCUAUUCAAAUAUUGUUCAGUUUAAAAGGAAAUAGAAGAUAACAUGUUGUGUUACGUGAUUUCCCCCCCUUUUUUUUAUCUUCCAGUGCUUUUGAUUAAAAUAUCAGACAGAAUUUACAAAGAAUGUAAUCAAAAAUACUCAUAAAAACAGUUUUUUAUUGUUUGUCAAAAUACAACAUCAGAUCUUGAAAUUUUAAAAUUAAUGACAUAUACUCAUACUACGAGUAUAUACUCAUUUGAACUCUAAAGCAUCACUUCUUUUUACAAUUCUUUGUAUGCUUUUGGGAGCUCAGUCCAGUUCUUCUUUAAUGACCUCAAGGCCAGGGAAAUCAUUGUUUAUAUCUUUGAAUGGAACAGUUUUAACCUUUUUGUGCAUACAGUGACAAACUAUGUUCAUGGACUAUGGUUUUGGGUGUAAUUUUGAGCCCAUGCAGUGAUUUCCACUACAGAGUCACUUCAGUUUUUAAAGCACUACCACCUUAGGGCCUGGAAACCCACGUCUGUGAGUGCAGUGACAAACCGUUUUCAUAGUCAAUGGUUUCUGAGUGUAAUUUUUGAGCCAAUGCAGAUUAAAUAUUAAUGACAUUUAAAAAAAGCAAAACUACAGUAAAUGAGAACAGUGUUUGUAAAAGUGGGAGUCCCAGCCCUCGAGGGGUCAUCAGGGGUAAAUGUAACUCGGAUAAAAUCAAGAUCCACUUAUUGAAGCUACACAGAAAUUACAGAGACGUUUGCAUCCACUCUACACUCUACAUAUCCUUCACUGUGAUAGAAGAGGAGCGCUGUUAGGUUCUGAGACUGCUGUGAAAACUCAUACAGAAGGAACUACAAAGAGAAGAAAUACAAGCUGAAGUAGUGAAUGUCUGACAAGAGAGAAAGUACAAACAGAUGAGCAGUGAUAAUAUUGUUGAAAGUCAAAACACCCAAAUCAUAAUUACUUUUUUUUAAAGCAUAGAAUUAAGUAAAGUAAUAAGUUAAAGUUAUCAUAAAAUAAGUAAAGUUUAAUAAAAAUAAAAGGGGAAUCCUGCAUCUCACUUUUUGCCCUGAACACCAUCUAGGAGGUGAACACAACCCUAUUUACAGGGCGUUUCUUGUCUUAAACCAUUUAUUUCUCUUUGACAGGCUGAAAUAAAGUUUAGUUUAUGUAAAUACCACGCAGUCAUGCCUUGUAAGUGCGUAGCAAAAGAUGUUUUUCUACGUUAACCGCUUGUCGACUUGCGUUUGUUGUUUUUACAGCCCACAGCAAAAACAUGUCAGCAACACUUAAAUAUACAUUUUUAGUCUUUUUGUUGUGAGCAGCUGUUUGUCGUUGACAUUAUAAGAAUUCAUAUUUACUGCGUGCUUUUAGUCCAUAUGUAGAAACAGGGCACCCUUCCAUUAACAUGCGUGUGUGAUGAUAGUUUAAAUUUGACUCUAUGUUAGUAGUGAUCUCAGUUUGCAAUAAAGAAAGAAUGAAAGAGAAUCUGCAGCACAUUUUAAUUGGAUAUCAUAGGGACUUAAAUCACAAUGCAAUGUCUCUAUUCCAGUGUCAGGAUGAUAAAUCAUUUUCUUCUUCAUCUCUGCAGGUCUACGCUAUCCUGGUGAGUCACCCUCCCCAGUCCAAUGACCACCUCACUCCGACGCCCGUCUCCUACACUGCAGGCUUCUACCGCAUCCCCGUGGUGGGACUCACCACCCGUAUGUCCAUCUACUCCGACAAGGUGAGUGAUGGAUGAUAGUCGGAGAUGUUCGGAGAGAUAUAGAGGGAGGGAAACGGGAUGAGAGCGCAUACAGACAGAGGCAGUAAGGAGCUCCCCAGGGGCGGCUUCAAAAGCUUCCUAGAUUAAACAUCCCAUCACUGUCCAUUAGAGCAGCUGUGAUUAAAUGGGUUUCCAACUGAAAACUGAAAGAGCAUCAUUAAUAAUGCCCCUGACCUUAGUUAAUGUUUUUAUGAAGCACAAGUCACUAGAAUGAAACUUUAAAGAAGUCAAAGAAAUAAAAUGCUGCAAUCUUCGAUAACUCAAUUUAAAAACUAUUCAUCCUGAUCAUACCAGUUCAAGUUCAUUAGACGCAUGAAAUCUAGAGACUUCAGCGAAUCUGUAUGGAUUUUUUAUGGCAGUUUCUCCAUCAGUGGUCUGGUUUGACAUUUGUACCGCACCUGUAAUGAAUUAGUUUUAUUACUGCGCAUGGUCUUUUUCUUUCUGAAGCACUUGCAGCUGCAGGCGCUCUCAAACUUCAGCGUACUGCACGUCUAUGUCUCCGGCAAACUGAACCUUACAACCAUCUAUCAUUAGGGAAAACGUCAUUCAAAAACUACAAGUCUUAUUCUGCUCCUAUUAUAGCCUCCUGUGAGUACUUCCAUUCAACAACAAGAGCAUGAGAAAACACUUUCAAGAUAACACAUCAAACGCUUUUCUGUCUGCUGACGUAGCGUCUUACACACUGUUACUAAACACUGUCCGAAAUAAUCAAAUCUAUUCUUAGUUUUUAAGCUCAACAGUAAAGGUUUGGUUACAGGACUCCAUUUAAUCAAUCUGACCUUUUACUGAUCCUCAGAAAUAUCCAAACCUCUUUACUUUAUGCAUGAUUUUGACACUGGGAGCAUUUAAAAACUCUACUUCCCCCACAAAAAGCCUCAGUAGAGCAGACAUAAUUUCAUUUCAACAAGCUGUAUGACCAUCAAAAUGAAGCUGUUUCUCUUUCACCCAGGAGACUGCUGUGUCCUGAAUAAAAUCAAAAAACAGUGUGAAUGUAGCCAAAAAAGUGACCUUUUCUUGAUCCGAGCGAGUCAUGUUUGCGCCUGAAGCAAAACUAAUAUGUUGGCCUCACGUAGUGAUAUCGGAGCACAGAGCGGAUAUCAGAGUGUGUUUAUGUUUUGACACACUGUACAGAAAAAAGGAAGUGUACCUCCCUAAACAGAUGAUGACAAAUAAACUGAGAAUCAUGCUUCACUGAGGUUAUAAUCAGGGAUGCAUGAGAUGGAUUUUUCUGAGGCUAUAUCCAUAAUUAAUAGCAACUUGCAUCUGAUGGAAAAUAUCCACAAGGUUACCAUUUUUGUUUUUUAUUCAUGUAUUUUAAAAUGUAGUUUAUGCACACCUCAGGGUAAGAAAGCCAAAAUUUAAUGAGCAAAGAUGCAUGUUUGCUAAUAUUUUUACACUUUGCAAAAUCUGGGCUGGAGAACUUUUGUCGGUGCAAGAAACAAAAAAUUAGCAGUGGAAAUUUAAUAAUGUGAAAGCAAAACACAAAAUACUUAAUAAAACAAAAUAAAUGUUUUAUUCCGCUUGAGACUCACAUCCUGAACAGAUUUAAUCUGUUAUUUUCACAGAGUCAAUUCACGGCUGAGCAGUUAAAUAAGAUAAAAGAACAAAAAGCUUUAACACCUAAACUAAAUGUAGACUUCCUGAAGUAUUAAAAUCACCUCACAAACCGUGCUGUUGAAUGAACACUAUAAUGUAUAAUUAAGUUACCUAAAAAGGCAAACGUCCUUUACUGAAAGGCAUCCAGAGGGUUUCCUUUAUGAGGAAGAGAAAGGAAUCCAGAGGGCUCUCUCUUAUACUUUUAUGCACUGGAAUAAAAAGUGUUUUGAGCAGGCAGGGCAUCCAGAUUAUUUCUUUUUUUAUGCACUGGAAAGGCAUCUGAAGGUCACAAUUUUUUACAUUUCAUCCACUGGAAGGGCAUCCAGAGAUUUUUUUAAAGAUAUAUAUUUUUAUCUAUUAAUUAAUUAAUUGAUUAAUUAAUUUAUUUUUUUGGAAGGGAAACUAGAGGGAAUUUUUCAACUUUUUAUCCACUGGAAGGGCAUUCAGAGAUUUAAAAAAAAUGUAUUUUCUUUUAUUCAUUUAUCUAUUUAUUUUUGUUGGUAGGGAAACUAGAGUGAACUUUUUUUUUCUCCUGGGAGGGCAUCCAGACAAUGUUUUAUCAAUGCUUUUUGCACUGAGAGAGAACUUAGAGGACACAUUUAAACAUUUUAUUUCCUGAAACAACAUCCAAGGGGACUUUUACUACAUUUGAUACUGGACAUUUGGGAGGGCAUUCAGAAGAAUCCCUUUGAAUACAUUUGAUGCACUGGAAAAGGCAUCUAGAGGUCACAUUUCUAUGUGUCAUUUACUUAAUGGGCAUUUCAAAGAUAUUCCUUUCUGUUUCAGCCCAUGAAAUGACAUCCAGAGGGCAUGUUUUUACAUUUUGUAUGCAGGCAGAGCAUUGAAAGGGCGUUUUGUCAUGUUGCAGCAUUUAGAGGAACUGCUAUGAAAGUUGUAUUUCAUGCGUUUUCUAUAGAAAGGGCACCAGUGAUGUCUACUGUAUUUUUAAACAUAGAGUAAAGUCAGGGAUGAAAUUGUUCGAUUCUGGAGGCUUCUGACAAAAAUGACAACAUGACACAGUGUGACAGUUCCCAUGAAAAGACAACACUUGGACAGUGCUGUUUUUUUAAGGGGUCCCCAUGAGGCUAAAUUACCAGUUAACUAGAGUCAUGAUGACUUCUGCAGCCAGAGGUCUUUGCCAACCGACCCUGUCACUUUGCCUGGAUUUUAAGUCGCUGUAAUGGGCUCGGCUUGGUGCACAGGGGCAUCGCUAUCUAAAAACAGAAGAGGAUAAUUCCCAACUGUUUCAACAAAUGCUAGAGGACAGUGGUGUUCACAUACCUGUCCAGAGUGGACCCUUGUGGUUGUUUGUUUCUGCUGCUUUGCACACGUUUGAGAAUUAUGAGUCAUGCUGAAAAACUCAAAGUGUUAUGACAACCUGAUAAGCUGUGCUUUGUGCUUCCUGCUCCUCAGAGUAUCCACCUGUCCUUCCUGCGGACAGUCCCUCCGUACUCCCACCAGGCGCACGUGUGGUUCGACCUGAUGCGAGAGUUCAACUGGAACCACAUCAUCCUGAUCGUGAGCGACGACCACGAGGGGCGGGCUGCUCAGAAGAGGCUCGAGACCCUGUUGGAGGAGAGAGAAACAAAGGUGAGACGCUCCAGCUCGCCAGCAGGGUGUGUGAGCAUGAGCGCGUGAGUGUGUUAGGGCUUUAAAAAAACCUCAGUAGUCUUCUAUGUAUGUAACUGUUUCCUUUCUGUUGUGUGGCCACAUCUCUUUCUCACCAUUGUGUAAACAUUGGCUAACAUUCCUAGAGGCAUCAACAGCGUCUAAUGUGGUCUAAUCUGACAAAAGUUUGUAUGUUUAUUUGCUCAUCUUCACGUUGCUUUUCACCAUAGUCCAAAUUCAGUGUCUAUCCACAAUGGGAGCCAAAUAGUGGACUUUAACUUGGGGCUUUGCAAACCAUCACAGACAGAAGGGAUUUAUUAAGACCUUGCAGGAAGUCAGGCGUUUUCUGUCCUCUCUGAGUGUGAUGAACGGCCGGCCUCAUUAUUGUGCACACAGGCCUUGUGUCUGUUAGACCCUGCUUGGUUAUGUUCACAUGGGAGAGGGUUUUUUUUGUGGGGCCUUUUCAGAUACCGCUGAUGCAUCCAUUUUAAGUGUAGCUCUGAGCCGCGAAUAUGGGUCAGUGAAAUGCUGAUCGUCUUUGAGCCAAGACAGACUUGAGACCGCGAUGAACAGUGCCCUUUAGGAACUGAGACUGAGACAGAAAAAGGAAAACAAGUGCCAUCUAUUGCUUCCUUUUAAUAUGACGAAAUCACCUUGGGAUAUUUUUUCCCAGUAUCCUCUGUGAUACUCGCCCCUCUCUGGGGCUCUUUGCUGUAAUUGUGCUGCAGAGUGAAAUGAGUCCUGAUUCUGAGAUUUUAAUUAAAUCAAAAGAGGAUGAGACGCUCUGUCUGACACACACCCGAGGUAAUUCACAGACAAGCUGCAGUUAAAGCAAAAGCUGCUUAAAUUAAAUGACCGGGAUCAGUGCAACCACAUCCACGCAGUUUAAAUACUGUGAAAUCAUCAAGAUGCAACUCACAUCCUGCACCGGGGAGGGGAAAUUUGUGUUUUCAAAGCCUUUUGAUGAGAUUUCAGGAAGUUCCUUUUAUGUUUGCAUCAUCUGAGUUCAGAUCUCAUUACUAACCCGUCUGUUCAUCCCACUUAAUCCCAUCAUGCUGAAAGAAGUUACUGCAACUCUCUCUACUAUGAGGCUUUCAUUAUGCAUACGUUUAGAUGUGACUGCAGGGCCAGACUUAGCAUUUUAAGGCCCCCGAGCAGGAAUUAUGAGAGACUCUCUCCAAAAGUGCACCAAUAAUUAAAGUGAAAGGCUCGCAAGAAACUGAAUGAAUCAUCUGUUGAUAUUUUUUCUUUUAUGGUCUAUUUAAAAGACCGAGGCACACAAUAUCUGGCUUAAGAUUACAAAUAUUAUUUUUUUAGUAAGGGCUAAAUACAUCUACAAGUACUUUAUUUUGACUUAAUCUCAUACAAACACAGUUCUGCUGCACGUAAUGCUCACUAAAGCAGUAAAUGUGUAUUAAUCCAUGGCUAAAAAUAGUCCCCUUUAACGGCUCGAGUUUCUCCUGUUUGCGUGAUGUUUGCUUAAAACUCCAGAGCCCAGCUGUUUUAGGACAUUACUGAGCUUAACAAUACAAUGAAUCUGGAUAUUUUUGACCUUCUUUUCUAGAUUAAUGUCUUUAAAAGAACCAGUGAGCUCAGGAUUAGAUACCACUGACAGUUCUUUAGAUUUGUACACAGUUGGUAAAACAUAUCCACCUGCCAUCUCUUGGGGAUAAUUCUCGGCAAGGUUCUCAGGAGGUGUUCUUUAAAGGCGCUGUAAGGAAGUUUUGUGCUGUGUUGGUUUUGGUGAACCUCUUGAAUGAAAUCAGCACGACUUUUGUGAUUUGAGGACUUCAACUCCCAAGAGCAAUGCUGCAUUUGAGUUACCUCAGAAGUCAGAUGUCGGAGCUGAAAAUAUCGUCACACCAGAGUUACCAGUGUUUUAGUUACCAAGUGAGAAAAAAGAUAAAUCUGAGGCCUGAAACAAGGUGGCUACAUCUUUGAAAGUUAUUUUAGCGCUUGCCUUGUCCGAAUAUAAGGAAAGCGCUAAAAUAAACCCUGGGAACUGGGAACAUUUUCGGCUCCGACUUCUGACUUCCGAGGUAACUCCAACGCGGCAUAAGAUGUUUUUACUGCUAGCUAGCUUACAAAAAGUGACCAGACACAUUAGCAGCGCUAGUUUUUAUGCUGUGUCUAGGAAAUCUAGGAAAUCUUACUUGUGUACCAUCUUUUUCCUUUAGACAAAUGAUAUAUUUUUUAAAUUUAAUAACAGGAUUAAAGGAUACAUUCGUCUUUAAUCCAUAGUCUAAAGUGACAUUUGUACUGUUCUGGUAUAGUGAGUAAAAAAGGUAAUAUUUAGUAAUAUCAAGCAGUUAUGUUUAAAUUACACCUCUUCCUUGCUCACCCCUCCCAUCAGUGAAACAACGGUGGCCUUUGGGGACAAGAAGCUCCAAUGAUUCAUCACAUUUGAUCCUCUUUUAGUCACAUUUUCCCAAUCAAAGAUGUUUAUCAAAACACAUUCUUUCGCAGACACUAGUUGAAACCUACUUAUGAAUAUUAUUUUCUUGCUCUACUAAAUGUUGCCAAAUACCACAUACUGCACCUUUAAACAUUGAAUUUUUGGCUAGCUAAUGAAAUGUUAGUUGACGGGCUGUCAUUAGUCUUUUAGAUUAAAAAACGUCUCAAUCUAACGUAACCCAUUACAGCCACAGUGACUUGAUAAGGGUCUUUUUGUCGAGUUUCUCAAUCUAAGACAAUACGUCAUCAGGAGUUAUUGCUAAUCCUGCCCCAUAUCAGGCAUGAAUACAACACAUUAUGUUUGUUUUUUUUAAACUUUUGCCUCUAUUAUGAGUUUGUUUUCAUGGUGCAAAGCUUCACACCUCAGCUGUUACUGCAGUGACAGUUUGCCUAUUUAAGGUGAUCGUUUAUACAUGGCAGAUUGCAGCCCUGUCUCAUUAUACUCUCAUUAAAACUCAGCGGUGUUAUCCCUGCUAAUUCCUCACUGUGCUGCAUUAAGUUGGUACAUUUACAUGAUAUUUUUAGCAGUGCAGCGUGUCGUUAGCGAGGUCACACAGUCGCAUGGGGAUCACUGUCACCACCAGCAGAGAGGCUCUGGACACAGGGACUCACUCAAAGUGCAAAGUCGACCUACGCUACUUGAAAUAUUAAUGCUUCACUGAGGGUACAAAAAUAGAGUGCUGGGAAAAUCUCCAGAGUAAAAAAAUAAAGGCUGUGUUUUUUUUGGCCACAGUGCUGCAGGAUGUUACUCACAGAAAAGAUCUCUGCAGAGUGCGUACUAAGAAUACGUCGUAUUCAGAGAAAACAUACAGGGGGGAUCUCUGGGUUUAAUUCCAUGUUUACUUAUAUGUUGCGAGUGUUGAGUUAUGAUGGACUCAUUUUCACUCUGUAUGAAAUAUUUGUUAAUGAAAAAAACAGCCAGAAAAUCACAUAAUUUUUAACAUUUUCUAGAAAAAAAAGAGAAGAAAAAACAAUAUCCUUUUUUUACCUCUUUGACAAUCAGUUCUUGAGUUUGUAUCAUAUCGACUUCUUAAUUUGAGAUUACUAUGAUUAGGAUUCAAAAUUACCUUUCAGUUUUUUCAAUGAUUUUACUAAAACACAAAAGGUUACAAAGGCCUUGACUCAUAGCAGAAAUCAGACAUGUUUCUAAGUUGUGAAUGGAGGAGUUUUACACUGGUGUUUACUGUGAAUUUACCUGUCAGCUCUAAUACUGCGCUGCUGCACUAACGUCAACCUGGCUGAGGGAGAGAAAUGGACCCUGAGUGCACUGAGGUGUGAGCCGUGAAUCCGGGCAGCUGUGAAGGAAAGCCUGUGAGGCAGAGAGAUGAUGUGUUUUCCUGCAAAAUGGCUCCUCGUGCAUGAGAGGAAACCUGACUGGAGACUAAAAUGGGGACCUCAGGUGACCAAACAGAGUUGAGCACACUCGGGUCGGAGUCAGUGUGUUGUUUUUGACAACACACUGCCACACUAAGAGAAAACGUAUCAGCUCUCCAAGGAUAUCUUUUCUUUUCCUCUGAAGAUUUAGAGCUGUCUUACUCUUAAUAAUGCUCAAUUAAUCAAGCUUUCUUUAUAUUGCACAUUUUAUACAAUUCAAAUGAGAGUCUAAGUGCCUUACAAGGAUUGGAAAAAUGAUAACAAAACCUGAGAAAAAUUGAAAACAGAAUAGAGAAAUGUACACCAUAGAAAAAAAAGUUCAGAACAUUAAAUACAACCAGUUUAAAUAAUAAUACGCCAGGUAAAAGCAAAGGGUUUAAACUGAAUUAAAGCUCUAAUAAAUGUCAUCAAAAUGAGUGAUUAAAAAUUGAAUAAAAAUGAAUAAAACAAAAGAGAUAUAAAACAUUUAAAUGUAGAAAUAUGAAACUUUACAUCAAAGCCAGACUGAAUGAAUCAAUUUUUCAUUUAGGUUUAAAGUCUCAGUAUCUCCUCUCAGAUGGGUUUUCCAGUGUCUCAGAGCUCAGCAGCUGAAAUCAGCAUCACUAAAUGUUUUAGUUCUUUAUUGUAAAGCAGCUGACAGAGAGGAGCUGGAGGAUCUGAAGGGCCUGGUUCAGCUCUAUGUAGUCUAGCACAAAGCCAUGCAUGACCUAAAAGACUGUUAAAGAAUAUUUAGAAUCAAUAAGAAAUCCAGUGUGGAGAUUUUAAGAAAGCUGUAAUAAUGUGUGCUCUCCUUCUAGCCUUUGUCAACACUCUUGCUGCUGCAUUGUGGCUGGUUUAUUGUAUUCUUUGGUCAUCAUUAGUCUCUUUGUGUUGCACCGGGGGAGAAACUACAUGAUUACAUUUAAUUGUGAUAAGGACCUCUAUGGUUGCUUACUCCAGCCUGCCAGUUAUCAGCCCAAUAACACUAGAUACUGUUGUAGAUCAGCACAUGCUCACUCUGUCCCUCUGCUUUACUAACACACACACCUGGACCUCCUGCUCUCUGUUGCUUUGUUGAAAAUGUAUUUCGCGACUGAUUAUGAAACAGACCGGUGUUAUCAUUGACACCAAUUUACAUCUCAUGAAAGCAAACCAGACCAUCAGUGAUGAUAAUGAGUAUUUCUAUAUUCCAUUUCAAUACUUCCACUGGGAGAAAGAAGGUGUUAGACAACUUACAGCAUGCUGCAGAAACAGCAUUUCCCAGUAUAUGUGUUAUUUUUAUAUAUAGAAAAUAAGAGCCAUGUCUCCCAAACGUUAGUUUUUAGUUCUCCACACAGACACACAGAGAAUGGAGGUUUUAAAAAUACCUCUAUUUUCAGUGACCUACAACUGUUUGCCCGUGUACAAAAGGCCACAUUUCACAGGAAGAGCUACGUUUGCAAAAAUACUCAUGUGGACAAGGUCUGACAGGGUGUGUUUGUGCAUCUGUGCAUGUGUAAAAAAGAGAUCAGAUCAGUGUUGUUUGAGAACAAAGCUAAAUAUCAGUCUGAGAGCACACACAGAGCGAGAGCAAAAUAUACCUUCAACCAUGUGUAAAUCCAACAAGGUGACACAGGUCUUAAAAUGCUUUUUAACUGAGCUGCCCUAUAGUUGACCUGUAGAGUUUUCUAUCUGUGGAGCAUGCAGUUUGGCGGUCAAUAAUUGCCAUCAAUUGCCUAAUUCCUGAUCUUGAUUAAAGUUUGAUUAAUUGUUCAGGCUCACUCCGAGGCGGUUGUGUUUGUUUAUUGAAAGUUAAGUUUGUGGCUGAGCAGGAUUUGUUUCCAGUGUUCUUAACAAGUAAUGAGCUACAUUCAACAGGCUUGCAGGUUUAUCUCAGAGUAUUUUGCAGUGAUUAUUUCAGAGUCACAGUGUUGGUACAAUUACAGACAGACUGUGUAUUGAACAGAACGACCGCACUUGAUCGUUUCAGCUAGUAUUAAUGAUUUUGGUGUUAUCCUAGGGCGGUUGUCUCUGAUGUUUUUGCAAGCCCCACUGUUAAGGAUCCCAAUUUGAAGCAGAAAAGUGGAGAUUUGUUGGAAUGCUUUACUGCCCUCCAUUUUCAACUGUUUAUAAUAUUUUUCUGUGUCUGCAUAUUUUCUCUGUGCACAUUACUCAUCAGAAUAAAAAAAGGAACUAUGAAAACCUCGACCAACUGUCCUAUGACAACAAGCGAGGACCUAAGGUAUAUUUGCAUGGUCAAUGCACGCCGCCCACCAACUUUUCCAAUCGUAGCAACUAGAAACCAGCCCAAACCAGUCACCAGCCGACCCAGAAAUGUCCCUCUCUUGGUAGCACGUGUUUUCUUUAAUUUUUUACUUUGAGACAUUUCCCUAUGAUUUAAAUGAAGAAUGAUUUUUGUUAUGAAAAAUCUAUAAUUUUCGGUCAUUCCAGAAAAAAAAAAAACAGUGAACAGCGCCCCGCUUUUAUCAUUUUCAUUUUCUCCUUCAAUAAAGGAAUGCAUGUACUCUGAACACACACACUCACACUCAAAAAGAGUUUGCAAGUUCAUUCCUUUGUGGAGAACCGGUAGUGUGGGACAAAGCCGUUUCCCAGAUGCUACUUCCUCCUGUUCUGUAGCACCUCCCUGAUUUUCAGCAGUUUUUUGUUGGGGGAAAAAGUCCCCCUCACCCCCUUCACCCGUUUUUAGUUACUGGUUGCAUUGACCUUCUUCUACCCCUCUACCUAACACAUGCACGUCCUUCUUUGGAGCCUUGAUAACCCUCAGUUUGCAUGCAAACAAAUGCAAAAGUUUUUUUUCCCUUCAAGCUUUUUUUUUUUUUUUAGUUCAGCCGGUUCCCCUGGAUCGCUUUCCUUUUUAUCUCUGUCUCCCGUUUCCAAAAAAAAAAAAACAUAUAUCGGCCAAGCUCGAACCCAGCAGGUAAAGAGGCAGCAUGGUGUCUGAGGUAGGGAAAAGUAGCUGGCUUGACCUUUCUUAUGCCCCGAUCACAGGCAGAGAAAGUCCUCCAGUUCAGCCAGGAGACUAACUUAACUGCUCUGCUGCUGGAGGCCAAAGAGCUGGAGGCCCGAGUCAUCAUCCUGUCCGCCAGGUGAGAUAUCUAAACAUUUUACGAAGACAUCUUGUUUAGUGACAACUAAAUGACUAACAGUACUUUCUUGUUCUUGGUGUUUAAAUGGGGCCUGCAACAAUCAUGGGUUUGGUAUGGCUUUUAAAGGUCUUGGAGGUGGUUUUACAUCAGCAAUGUGUUGACGCUCUGAUCAGAACACAACGUUCUCCAGGGUAAAAAAAUAAUUCUUUCACCCUGGUAGAGAGUGUUCUGGCAGAAAGCCCCCCGGGCUAUCUUCUGCUGCAACCCAGAUGGUCUCAAUGCUCUUCAAAACAUGCAGUGCAGUGCAGUGCUACAUCCUGCAAACCCAUCCUGUACUUCUAGAGCGUCUUAGGCAGAUUUUUGGGAUGCUGUAAGGUGUCCCAGUUGCCGCAUUGGUCGAUUUAGGUCAUUUUUCUAACUUGAAGUGUACGCUCUGAUCUGAUUCUAGCAGCAGGGAUGUAAGCACUGCCAGGCUAAAGCUGAACCUCAGUGCCUGAAUCAGUAAGGCAGCUGAUAGUUACUCUCUUUUUCCUGUAGUUUUCUGUCUGUUUCCAUAGCAACAGCUCUCCCGUUACGUGAUAAGUACAUAAAAAAUAACUUAAAAAGAUUAAAGAUAUUUUCACUAAAUUUUUGGAGAAGCUGAAUAAAACGCCUAAACAUCUAUGUCUACAAUAAACUAGUUUUCUUACCAUUAAUGAAACAGGCUGAUGUGAAGAACUUCUUCUAUGACAAAACAAAUAACCUUACAGAUAUAUCUGAUGCCAUUUUCAUACUUGAUGGUGGUAUUCACUUCGUAAAAUGCAACAUAUGUUAUUCACGUGAACUAAAUCUGAGUAUUUUGCCUGUAAAUGUAUGUAUUUUGUUGAAGAUUGUGGUCUAUAACUGAGUCCGCCCACAGCCUGUGUAAGAGUCAGCAUUAUAUUAUGGUAAUUUUCCCUGCAUGGGAGACUUGACUGCCUCUGCAAAUUUGUCUAAAAUAUAUCUGGGCUGGCAAUCAACCCAAAUGAGCUCAGCAUAUCAGAAACCAGCAAAGACUCAAUAUUCUACAUCCCUAAUUAAGACAUCCAGUAUCAAUAGCGCAAUUUGCCGUAAUCAGUUGGACCCGUAUCAAUCCUGUAAAACCGUACAUUAAUCAAUCACUCCCACAAUGCCUUUUAUUUCACUCUGCAGAGUCCGAUGUAGUUCACCGAUCUUGUGCCUUUUGUUUUCCCAGUGAGGAGGACGCCGCUGCAGUGUACAAGGCGGCCCGCUUCCUCAACAUGACGGGCUCAGGCUAUGUAUGGCUGGUGGGCGAGCGGGAGAUGUCGGGUAAAGCCCUGAGCGAGGCGCCAGACGGUAGGUUUCAUCCAGCAGAGAUCAGUGGGAAUAGGCGAGUUAACCACCGGCUUUACUUGCAGGCCGAUCAUAACACUGACAGGAUUAGUGGGAUUAACCGUUAAACGAUGGAUGCAUUACAUGAUUAACUGUAUGACUGCUUGUUUUGUGUUGAGUAUUUAAACAUUUAAGCAUUACAUGUUUAAAGGUUUAAAUGCACUUAGUAUCUACGGUACAUUUCUAGUUUUGCUGUGUAUUUCCUGGAUAAUCCAAAGGUUCAAUUCAUUGUGCUAUUCUGCCGUAUUAAUACCCUGGUUUCUAAUGAAUUAUGAAGGGAGAAUUUUGGGACAGAUAGCUGAUAGAAUGGUAAGCUACAACAGAGUUUUUUUGUCUCUAUUCCUGGGUUUCUCACACAAGUCUCUCACCAAAUUUUAACACUUUGUGCUCACUAAUGUCAAGCGUCUUUUCCCCCGGGCACCUGACACGACCAACCCCUGCAGAGCGUUUGUUGUCCUGUGCAAUACCUUCACUUUCCACUGCAGCUUCUUCUCAGAGUCUGCAAGACUUGAAGGACCUGGUUGCAAUCGGAAAACUUAGCUGAAGUUGGAUUACUGCUUGGUUUAGAUUUAGGGCUGAGAGUAAUCUUGUUUGUCCCCUAACACACAAACUACUUUGCCUGUGCCGACUCCCAAACCUUAGCUGGUAGGGCAGAAAAAAUAGAUCCAACUUCAAGGGACUCUCUAAACAUGCUGUGAAAAGGUCAUCAGCGGUAACAUCAGGAUGAUGAUCCAUCCGUUCUGUUGCCUCGUCUCAUGAAUCACUGGAUCUUUUGUUUUGUUUUGUUUUUGUUAUUAUUCUUGAGAUUAGCUGGCAAAGAAGAUGGAUCAUGCCGCCGAUGUAUGACCUUUAUCCAGGAUGUCUAAACCGGAGGCCCUAUAAGUUUUUAAUCCACUUUGUGCAUUGCAAAAGGAUCCUACAAGGUGCCAUAGCCGGCUCGGGAUAGUGAUUAUCUUUUUUUUUUUUUUCCCCUGUCGGCCUGGUCUCAGGUCUGAUCGGCCUCCAGCUCAUCAACGGCAAGAAUGAGUCAGCACAUAUCAAUGAUGCCGUGGCGGUGGUGGCUCAGUCCAUCCAGGAGCUCUUUGAGAAGGAGAACAUCACAGAACCCCCGAGAGGAUGUGUGGGCAACACCAACAUCUGGAAAACAGGGCCGCUCUUUAAACGGUGAGUUUAAAUCUGUCUGAAAUCCAUCAUAUUUUAAAACCUUUAGGACCUGUAUCCACCACCAGUGUCUCACCAAUGUAGUUGAGUGAACAGCAACUGAGGAUCCAGCAACGUUUUGGUUUUUGAAGGAAAGGCCAGAAGCUUUUUAAUAAUAAGUCUUGACUGCACAAAUUGAUUAAAUGUCUGAUAUAACAAAGAGAUAAAUGAUGCUGGUGCACUUUUCAUUUUAAGUGUAUGGAUUAAUCCCCUUUUUCAACUUCUGCCGUCUACAUCUUUUAUGGUUUCAAAUAGAAAACUGCCUCACAGAGAAACAGGUUUACCAAACGUUUGAGAAUAUACCAGAAAUGUGUAGUUUCCCACAUCCAAGAGAAGCUAAUUAUCUCCGACUGACCCACUUAAAGUAGCUUCUCAGCGGUAAAACAAAGCAAACUCGCUGCUUUAAUUAGUUGAGGUGAUAAAAACAGCAAAUAACAACACACCCCAUACCCACAGCUCUGUCAUCUCUGUCUUAUCUUCUGCUGUGGAAUCAUCAUGUCAAGAUCUUUUCAACACAGUGCACACUCCCAGUGGAUCAUACAUUGGAACUAUGCAUGAGCACAAAUGUGUACUAAUUCAAGCAAAUGGUAAUUUUACUUCCCACGCCACAGGGUGUUGAUGUCAUCUAAAUACCCAGAGGGCCUCACAGGGCGCGUGGAGUUCAACGAUGACGGGGACAGGAAGUACGCUCACUACAGUAUCCUCAACUACCAGAAGAGUCGACUCAUUCAAGUUGGGAUUUACAACGGGACACAGGUAAUCCGACAAACAAAGACAGUUUUGACUCAGAGGGUUAAGAAAACGUGAAUCACAGAGAGUAAUCUUUGAUAUCUUUUGUUUUUCUGCACACCAGCUCUCCUGGUGUGUGUCAUACCUGCAUAGUCAUCUUCUUUUUUAUUCAUGCUGGGCUGCAGCUCCCGUUUUUGUGUCUUUGGUGAAAUGAAACUAAUGCAGCGCACAUCCACAACCCCAGUCUGCACAGGAGGCAGUCAGCUCUGCCGAGGCUGCUCUGGCAUGCUGUCACAGUGAAUCUGAGUGGCAUUUCAAAUAUUUACAUUUCAUAUAGCUAUAAUGAGUUGGAAAGUAGAUGAAAAAUUUACACAGGCUGAAUAUAGAGUAGGCAUGUGAGAGUAUGGUGUUUGAAUACUUAACAUUUGGCUGGAAAGCAGCCUUUAAGAGCCCUCUCUGAUAUAAAAUCACAUGUCUUUGACUACAGCCUGCAUGUGUGAGGAGAAGUCAAACUGCUGCAGGUCAGCAAAAACAAGGUUUUGGGUUUAUAACCACAAGAUUUUUGCAAGAAUUAACUGCGACUGCAUCUUUUUGCUUUGGUUAGUUAAGUCAGGCUAUCUGAUCAGCCUGGAGUAUUUUCUUCUCGGCAGGAAGAUUGUAGAUCCGUCCACUUUUCAGCUCCAUUUAGCUCCAUUCAACCAUCUCUACCAGGAGCUGCAUUUAUCUGAAAACCAAUUUUUCACUUUUAGUCCUGUGGCAGUAAAAAAGUAUUUUCCUACCAAAAGUCAUUACUGAUUAUGUAUUUAAUUUUGUGGGAAAAAAUUGCCUGGAAAUCCAUUUAAAAUAGCAGCAUUUGACCCGCAAAAGCUCCCUUUACUCAAUCCAGUGGAGCCAUACAGAAAAAGUCUUUACAAGCCCAAUUCCAAAAAAGGUUGUAGGUUGUGUUAAAUAUUAAUAAAAACAAAUCCUUAUGUUUUGAAAAUCAUUCUUACCUUUGAAUUGAAAAUAGUGCAAAGACAACAUAUCAAAUUUUGAAACUGAAAAAUGUUGUUUUAUAAAAAGUCUGCACUGCUUCGAAACCUAAGAAUCGGGAACAGGGACGUGUUUGCCAUUGUGUUGCAUUGUCUCAUACUUUAACAACAUAAUGUUAAAUUUCUGGAACUGUAGAGGCAAGUCUCUGGAGAGUGGAAUAUGGUCCCACUCUUGCCUGAUAUAAGACUUCAGCUCCCCUGCAGUUUGUCAAUGAGUGACAUGUCAGGACUGCGCACAGGGUUGCUGUUAUAAUCCAUGUGUGUAAUGUGGUUUGGAAUUAUCCCUAUGAAAUGUGCAAGGUCUUCCCUGAGGCCUGGAUAGCAGCAAUAUAUUAUUACAAUAUCCAAAACCUGUAGUAAUAAUUUACCAUUAAAAAUGCCUCUCCUCAAUGUGACAGUUACCCAUACUGUGGGAACCUACACAUCCCCAUACUAUCACUCUUACCAGUCUAGAUGGUCUCUUUCCUCUGGAGAGGGGAUGGCAUCCGUGAUUUACAUCACUGUCAGGUUUUGAAAGACGGUUUUCCACCUCACCAUAGUCCAUCUUGUCUGGGUCUAGAAAAUGUGUAUGCCUCACUGGCUCUUGUUUAUAGAUGGUUUCCUCUUUGCAUGGUAGAGUUUUAGUUUGCAUUUGAAGAUGUAACAUAAACUGCUCAGAGAAAUUUGGUUUUGGAAGUGAUUUUGAACCCAUGCUGUGAUUUCCAUCGUCAUGUCAGUUUUUUUUAAAUACUUCCUGAGGGCCUGAGGAGAUUUCUUCAGACUCUAUGAACCUUUUAAUUAGGUUAUAUAUUGUAGAUGAUGAGAAACUCAGAUUCUUUGAAAUUUCAGCUCAGGAACUUUAUUCUGAAACUUUUGAACUAUCGGCUAAUUUGGUUUCUGGCAGAGUGGAGAACCGUCCUUAAAUCUACAACCCUGCCCAGUUGAAUGUGCAGCGCAGAUCUGAGGUGAUCUGCAUAUAUUUGAUGAACUAACAUGAAUUCACAGAAUUUCAUCAAGUUGAGAACAAGAUUCAAUCCUGUUAGCUAUGUGUUGCACACCGUUGAGUGCAGUUAAACAUUUGGGCUGAGCAAUGUUUGCUUAUCGUCACGCCCCUCUCUCCAGAAAUAAGAUUAUGACAGCUCUUGCUAAGAAUGGAGAGCUAUGUGAUCUGGCUGGCUUUACAGAGCUGUAAUUCCCGCUAUUCAUUAAAAAUGUAUGCCAUACUCUGAGUCAUUAUUCAUUUUUAGAUGAGGAAACAUUCUUCAUUAGUGUUCGAGCAGGGCCCGCUCUGUCAUUCCUUUACAUUCGAGCUAACCACGUCUGCUAAAGACAGCUUCUAGACUUGGUUGAAAUCUUGUGAAAAAACCUGCCUGGAUAUUCAUGGAUAGUUUAAUGGGCCGGUCAAAAAACACAGUAAAUAGUUGGCAGUGUCAGGACCAGCACAUGUGCUCACUGGGGUUUGUUAAUAGCAAGUUCCUGAAAGCCUCAGGUAUGAUACAUGAGUCAGAGGUCCUCGAAGUGAAUAUAAGAACCGCUGAGCCGUCGUUAUAUAAAGCUGACUCAUUAGUGAAGCUCACCCACGGUGUUGGAGCCUCAUCAGCAGCAGCACGCCUUCUGCCAGCGCUCACCUAUAAUACUGCAUGUGGCAUCCCCCCCACAGGUGGUAAUGAACAAUCAACGGAAGAUCAUCUGGCCCGGGGGAGAGACUGAGAAACCACAGGGCUUCCAGAUGUCCACUCGAUUAAAGGUAGGGUUCCUUCUGCAAUGUGACAUUCACGUCCACACAGAUAGAGGACGCUCCUAAGCUGAUGUACCCAUGUUGGACAGCGUGAUGACAUUUUAUUCUCCAGGGGGAAUGAAGUUAAUCUUUGCUCAUAAAGGCUGCAAUGAAAUAUUUGUUAUGACUUUCAUCUCUCUAAAUUUGUCAUAGGCCUGCGAAGAUGCUCUCAUCUGUAUCCUUGUCAGUUGUUUAACAUUCAUCCAUUGGUCUCUGUGUGUCCAUGUGUAUCUGGGGGUUUGUAUGUUGGCCUUUGUUGGGUUUUCUCUGAGCAUUCCUUCUCUCUCUCUCUUUCUCUCUCUCUCUCUCUUUCUCUCGCUGUGCCGCAAUCAAGUCCCUCAGGAUCAAACACAUCCAGCUCUGGCUUUGUGAUAAACAGCUUUCUGUCCCGUCUGUUAUAGAUAGUGACGAUACACCAGGAGCCAUUUGUGUAUGUGAAACCCACUAUGCCGGAUGGAACAUGCAAGGAGGAAAUGACAUUAAAUGGAGUCUUAAUUAAAAAGGUUAUCUGCACUGGGCCCAAUGAGACCAUCCCAGGUAACACAUCAGGGACGUUUAUAUUAUCACUGUGCUUUUACUGCACCCGCCAAACACCCACUGGAGAUGCAUACAUAUAUAUGCAGUAGGUAUCUAUAUAUGUAUGCAUGUAGCUGAGUGUGCCAUUCAGAAUGAGAGGUUUGCUGGAAGAUGCUUGGUGUGCGUGCUCCGUGUGGCAAGCGGCGUGAUUGCGUGUGUGGUCGUCUGCAGUGCACCGUGUCACGCAUUCCGUUCCGUCUACGUGCGCCGCCUCCGGAUUAACAGCAAAAAAUCCAACGUGUUUUCUCAAGAGUGAUUGUAACUUGAAAAAUUCUGCUGGUUUGGUUACAGGACGCCCAAUUGUACCCCAGUGUUGUUAUGGAUUCUGUAUUGAUCUCCUGAUCAAGUUGGCUAUGACCAUGAACUUCACCUACGAAGUGCAUCUGGUGGCUGAUGGGAAAUUUGGGACUCAAGAGCGCGUAAGUUUUACACGAAGAGUCCUAUUGCUGCAGGAGUUACAUGCACUAUCUCAUGUUUGAUAUGACGCAUAAUUCUGAUGUUUUUAAGUUAUUAGCAGUCUCUCCGAUCAUUUACAUUCACGGACAUUAAAAGUGCAAAAGAAAUAAACUUUCCAGGUGGUAAAUUAUAUUUGCUGAUCGGAUUUUCGGAUUUUGAGGGGGGCUGUGCCACUUUGACUACCCCUCUGGAUGCGCCCCUGUCAACCCAUUGAUUGCAUAAAUUGAACAAAACCAGAUGAGAAAUUUAAUUUAUUACUUCAGCAAACCUUUUUUUCCACGUUUGUGGUCUCAGAUGGUCACUUAAAGUCCUCUCCAAUACAGCAUGGUGUUGGUGUGGUAAAUUAUGCUCCCAUUUGAAGUGAAAUCAACAACAAAACAUAAUAGGAUUGAAAACAGGACUAUUUGUGCUUUACAAAUCACUACAAUAGCCACCACUUAACCAGGAAAGAGAGGUUACUAUUAUGUAUAACCUCAACUUUAAGUGUUGUAGGUUGUAGUUCCCAAAAACAACAACAAUUUGGAGGUAAUUUAACGAUCUGAAAGUGAAAGUGCCACAAAGAAUAUGAUAUGAGCAUAAAAACUGACAUAUCUACAGAAAAAAAGUGCACUGUUGUUGAAGAAAAUAACUCCCAAACUUUAGGAUUGUUUCAUGUCCUUUGUUGCAUAAACUAGAAACCGAUGAAUAAAAAAAGCUUUCUUGAUAUCCGAGCCAGAUCCAGUCCCGAAGAUGUGAAGCAUGACAAAACCCUAAACCCCCAGAAGGCUAAACUCUAAUCCUGAAAGCCUGGAAACAUUCUGUUGUCUAGACGGCAGCAGGUUGACAGCUCAUUCUCAUGUUAACACCUUCCUUUUGGGACUCCAGGUAAACAACAGUAACAAGAAAGAGUGGAAUGGCAUGAUGGGAGAGCUCCUGGGGGGCCUGGCUGACAUGAUUGUGGCCCCGCUGACUAUAAACAACGAACGAGCCCAGUACAUCGAGUUCUCGAAACCUUUUAAAUAUCAAGGACUUACCAUCCUUGUUAAAAAGGUAAGUACCAUCCACAGCCAGUUUAUUGCUCUGUUAUUUCAAGCAAUGCAUGUAUUGUUCUCUUUUUAUGAAGACCUUUACUCCCCCCUGUGAAUCCUUUUAUAUUUUCUACCUUGAUUUCUUCGGCACAAAAACAGAGCAGCAACCUGACAAUUAAAUCCCUUCAAGGGACAAGUGCGACAAAUAAACAUCUUCUGUAAAGACCAUGACACUGAGAUUGGAUGGCUGCCUCUAGUUUGUUUGUGUCUUUUGUAUCUGCCCCAAACUAAUUAUCCAUAAACAAAUGUUUGAAUUCGAGAAUGAGCGAUGAACCCCAGCUGACAUGUUCCAGUGGGACUACUCAAGCCUUACACGAACGCAUCAGGCACAAGCAGCUGAGCAUGGGUUACCACGUGGCUUUUAAGAAGGAUGUGAGCUAGAAAUGAGCACAAGACUUCUACAACCAACACUGAUAUUGAUGUUUCACACUGAAGCCUCAUAUGGAGUCCUCUAUGUGACCUUCUUCAAAAUUGCUUGAAUACUCUAAUAGUGCCUCAUAUUUCAGCCAAGGUACAACCAAUUUAAGUAACACAUGGUUGUGAAAACAAGAAAACAAGCUCAUUGAGGCAUAUAAAGUGUAUAUAAAGUCACUAUAUUGGUGAGACGGUUAGCACAUAUAACUCUGACUAUAACUGGAAAUGGAUGAUGAUAGGAGGAGACCAAGUAGGGUUUAUUGGUAAGGCUUUCUUGUCUUUUGACUUUUCUUGCUUUUUCUUCACUAGACUGAUGGUGAAAAUUAUCAUGACAAUAUUGCUAAUUUGUGAUUUUUUUGGCCACCAGGUUAGGUGAAAGUAUGAUAUUGUAAUGGAUAUAUUUUUAGCAGUUUUUGAACUUAUCAAAAGUCUCUAAGCACACCAGUGAAUCGUAGAAAAUCUGCAUUUUAUAUGUUUUUUUUUUCGCAAAGCCAUUCAGGUAUAUAAAAUUCAGACAGUGACGAGCAAAACUGAGGUUGAAUAUUUGAGUGAUUAACUUCUUAAUGUUUUAUAGAUAUCUAGAAUAUUUAGAUAGUUGUGUUUUAACCUGUAACUAACUGCGGUGUGUGUUUUCAGGAAAUCCCUCGCAGUACACUGGACUCGUUCAUGCAGCCGUUCCAAAGCACACUGUGGCUGCUGGUGGGUCUAUCGGUGCAUGUGGUGGCGGUGAUGCUUUACCUACUAGACCGGUUCAGGUACACGGGGGAACUGUGUUUGUGUGGCUGUGCCCAUAUGUUGCAUUUAUGUAUACCACAGCUGAAUGAGUGGACAUAUACAGGUUGUGUGUUCGUGUGUGUGUGGAUGUGAGUGCACAUACUCUCCUGUGCGCUGCAGAUCUUCCCUCAGUGUGGACUCGAAGGUGAAGAUCAUCUCCAACCAUCCCACUGCUCUGUCCCUGUGCAGCUGUCUUUGUCUGAUUUCUUUCCCAGUUUGUCUUCCUCUUGCUUUUGCCCGCUCAUUUUUCAGUUUCCUUCCCUGCCUGGGGUUGCCAGGGCUUUUCCUCCAAUGCAGGUUCUUGGGGAUUUCUCACUUUUCUCUCCUGCAACCCUCCCAAUUUCUUUCCUCUAGCCCGUUUGGAAGAUUUAAAGUAAACAGUGAAGAAGAAGAAGAAGAUGCCCUCACCUUAUCAUCUGCUAUGUGGUUCUCCUGGGGAGUGUUGCUGAACUCUGGAAUAGGAGAAGGUGGGCUGAGAUUAAAAACAAAGAUGGAAAACCCAGCUGAAAAAAUGUCCAAAUCAUGAUUUAUUCAUUAGUUAUGUUCCCCUUUUCCCAGAACAUGGUAAUGCUGUCGAGCACUUUAGUCUUCACACAGUUUUGCAUGUGUAAAAAGACCAGUGAUGGCGUUUGGGGCUCGAGGUGUUGCCUCACUGUCAUGUUUUUCUUUUAGGAUGACAAAUUGAGUCCUUUGAAAUCUCAUUUUGCGAAGAAAGUGUUUGCUGCAGCUUGUCUUUUAAUAGUUUGGACCUGUUACUUUGACUUGUCUCAUUUGUCUUUCAGCCUUUCCUUUUCAUGCUGGAUAUUUGUUGCUAAUUCUUAUUAUUCUAUCUCUUCUGUGUUGUUUUUAAUAUGUGAGGAGAACAUUUAUGUUGAAGUAACAACGCAGUGUUGUUAUUAUAGUUCAACUUUAGCAGGUUGACGACAAGUGACUGAUGAUCACGCAUCUAAAGGGUGUAACCUGAACUCACCUCACAGGCGCCCCGCGCAGCUUCUCAGCGAGAAUCCUUGGAAUGGUGUGGGCCGGCUUUGCCAUGAUCAUUGUGGCUUCUUAUACUGCCAACCUGGCUGCCUUCCUGGUGUUGGACCGGCCUGAGGAGCGCAUCACCGGCAUCAAUGACCCAAGGGUGAGUACAGGAUGAUACUCUGAACGUGCUUUGACUGAAGAUUUCUAUCUGUGUGAAAAUGACAAAAACCACUCGCUGAGUCAAGCUAAGCAAAUGUUUAGGAUUCUUAUUCUUGGACGUUUUGGCUUUUAUCUAAGAGGACAGGGUAGUGGAUAGAGCAGGAAAUAGGAAGAGAGGAUAGGGAGUGAUGUGCAGGAAAGGAGCUACAGGCAUGAAUUAAACCUUAACACUUAAAGGGAACACUUAGCCAUGAUUUUCUCUGCAUCGGGAACUGCUCUGAUCUGUAACGGCGGCGAUUUUCGCCAUACGCCAAUACCUACAGUGUCCGUUUGUGACGCGAAUUUGAUGCCGGAUUACAGACAGCAGGAAUCGCGAGAACUCAAAAGAACCUGUGGUCAGCUACGAUCAGCAGAUUCAGCCUUUUCGUAGCCAUUCCGGAUGCAGUGGAAAUUGGGGGUUAGACCAUUAGGUCAGUGGUGCCCCAUGAUCUGCACAUUGGCUUCAUUUUCUAUACAGUAAUCUUAAUGGGCUGAGAUGAUAUGAUGACGAUACUCUGAGCUGAUUGGCUGCCUCAAAGUUAUCUGGGUAGGGAGAGUGCAGACCAAGGCAGACAGAUGCAAAGGUGGAAAAACAAAUAUGGCGAGCCCUCCAGAAGAACCUGCAUGACUACACUUAUGAUCUGACCCCAAACAGGAGAAACUAACUUUUGCAGUGCUGCAGCAGUGGUUAUGACAACAAGAUUGUUCAAUAAGUUAGAGUGGUUUUUCAUGCAGGCUUAUGCAAAUCAGUCCUGUUGUUACAUCACCACAGGAGUAAAUUAAGAUCACCUUGAUUAAACAAUAUUUUUCCAGUAAGUGGGCAACAAAAACAAUGUAGAUUCUUAUUUUCUCUUAAUUUUCAGGUUUGCUAGGCUAAAAAAUGACCAAAGUGUUAAUGUAUAGGCAAGAAAAAAAAAAUUCUCGUCAUAUGCAACCUUUAACCAAUCAUUGGUCAAGCUGUUCAAGUAUUACUUAAAUGUUUAGUUUGCACCUGUACUAUGAAAUGUUACUAAAACAUGUGUUAUAGAAGAUUUUGACCUAGAGUUGCUGUUAAAAGUGGACAGACUUUGACUUGUGUCUCAUUCCUUUCUCCUCCCACAGCUGAGAAACCCAUCAGACAAGUUCAUCUACGCCACGGUGAAGCAGAGUUCCGUGGAUAUCUACUUCCGGCGGCAAGUGGAGCUUAGCACCAUGUACCGCCACAUGGAGAAGCACAACUAUGAGAGUGCCGCCGAGGCCAUCCAGGCCGUGCGUGACAAGUGAGUCUCGGCCAGGCCGGGCCGACCCGAGCACGUGUCGGCCGGCUGCUCGAACCUUUCAGGCGCACAGGUCAGGGCCAGUCCAGACAGAUUGGGAAGGGGGUCAUGGACCUUUGGACCAGGGGGGAGCGGUGGGGCUUACUGCUGCUUUCCUUCUGAUCCGGGUCCAUCGCCCGGCCAAGAUAGACGUUGAGGGACAGGAGUAAGUGUGGACGUGUCGUCAGCACUGGCACCAGUGUGAGGUUAAGCUAACAUUGAGUGGAGGAGCACCCUUUUUCAGGUUGUACCAAGAGGAACAUCUUUGAGAUGGGGGGAAUCCAAUGGGGGACGCGCCCUCACCCAUCUGGCAUUGGAUUUCUUUUGGCCCAUAAGCAUCGGUAGAGAUUGCUGGUAAUCGCUGAAUGACACACAAGAUCUGGUGUGCGAGAGAGAGAAGGGUGGGAGCCGUAAAUGUGUAUGUAAAUCAUUGUACUGUCGCACCGUAACCCCCUCCUUCCCCUCCUCCUCCUCCCUCCUUCCUCCUCCUCCCUCCCCCUCCCCCACAGCAAGCUGCAUGCUUUCAUCUGGGACUCUGCGGUGCUGGAGUUUGAAGCCUCGCAGAAGUGCGACCUGGUGACCACGGGAGAGCUGUUUUUCCGUUCGGGCUUUGGCAUAGGCAUGCGCAAGGACAGCCCCUGGAAACAGAAUGUGUCCCUGGCCAUUCUCAGGUCUGUCCCAGCCGAAGCUGCAUUACUCGUAUGACUCUUUUAUUUCUUAUCAAUAUGAUUUCUUGGUCAUGUCCUGACCUUUUUAAAGCCAUCCGAUACAUCGCCUUAUGUCACAUCUACUCUCUCUGUAUCUUCCCUCUCCUGCCUCCUGCUGUCUGUUUGUCUUUGUCAAAUGUUUGUCUGUUUGUCAAAUGUCCUACUGUCUCAAGUUUCAUUUGUGAUUGCAAUCUGGGAGUGAGCGGCUCGAAUAAAACCCUCUUUUGGGGCUUGUAUUAACUUUGUCACCUCUCUCCCUACCUCCCCUGACCCCCUACAGUUCUCAUGAGAAUGGCUUCAUGGAAGACCUAGAUAAAACCUGGGUGAGAUACCAGGAGUGUGACUCAAGGAGCAAUGCCCCAGCCACACUCACCUUUGAAAACAUGGCAGGUAUGGUCCAUAUCGCGUAAAAAAGAGCGUUAAAAGUGAUUGGACAAAAACUGCAGUGGUAAGGUACUGUAGCGCUUUUUUGUCCAAUUCCUUUCCUAAAUCGUUGUUUUAGUGUCGACGUGAUUGCUCUGUGGAAGUGUGCCGUACAGUAUUUUGUGCUGUGGCUUUGUGCGGGUGUGAUUUUAAAUCAAAAUUGUGUGAUUUCCAGCCGCCAUCAUCAGUCGGCUUCGAUUGAUAAAGAAGGCGCGACCGCUGAGCAUGACCAAGCGUUCAUUCUCGGCGGAAGCGGCGGGCGUUGGCGCUCAUCUGCUCACAUGUUUCCACCUGUGCUCUGUUUCUCUCUGUGCUCCCCCUCCCGACAGGUGUCUUCAUGCUGGUGGCUGGAGGCAUAGCGGCCGGGAUCUUCCUCAUCUUUAUCGAAAUCGCCUAUAAGCGCCAUAAAGACGCCCGCAGGAAGCAGAUGCAGCUGGCCUUUGCGGCCGUCAAUGUCUGGAGGAAGAACCUGCAGGUAGGAUUGAUCCCCUCUGCCUGCUCACACGCAAGGUGGAAGGUUCUGAGCCCAAAAAAAGCCCUCCUUGUCACUGGGUCGUUUUCUGUUUCCCAGCCUCUAGGAUCUUUACGGUCUUUUCCCACUUCUAGAUCACCGUAUGAGAAACUGUGAUCUCUGAUGCCUGUAUUUGCUGUAAGGUAUCCUCACUGGCCAUCCUCUAGGUCUUGAAAACAAUGUGGAGAGGCCAACAGCCCUUGUGUCUCUUGUGUGUGCCUGCAGGAUAAUAAGGAAGCCUCUGGAAGUCAAGCUGUGGCUGGGACCCCCUCUUUAGUAUGUGACUUACCUUUCGCUGUAAGACUAACAAUAAGAUGGUAGUAACUCUCUAACAUGAUAGACGUCAAACUUGAAACUUUAACUUCCAUUUAUGGCAUGAACUAGUGUUUCUAAGCUGCUGCCGUGGUGCUUAUAAGCUUCAUAAGGUCAGAUGACGCCCUGCCAUAAAGACAAAAAUAACAGUAAUUACAGUGAGUUGAAUAAUAGUAGUUACAUCAUUGAUUUCUGCCGUUCUUCACUCAGUCAUACUCACAGCAGCCAGGAACUAGCAAUACAAAUAGAGCAUGAUGAUUAAAAUCAAUUCAGCGGCUCAAUCACACCCCAGUGGUUCUCGCAGUGUAGUAGCAGAGCUGUUGUGUCAAGUGCCGUGCUAGAGUAAACACUAUCCCUCCUAACCCCCUUCAGUGUCCAUAAUUUAAAAACCAAAUAUAAUGUAAAUUAUUUUAGCGUGCCAGAGGCUUUACACAGUGAGACGCAAGUAAAGGCAAACAAACACCGGGCUUUCAAUAAAUCAACUCAUGAAACCUUUCUUCCAAAGCAGCGAAAAAUCACACUACACCCCGUCUUCUUGUGGCGUCAUGCUCAAAGGUAGGGAACUCUAAUAGUGUUAUCAAGUCUUUACGGUCAAUAAUAUGACAAACAUGGUUUUUCAACCACUCCUCUAUUGAUAAGCGGCCUCAAAGAUGAGAGUUCAGUCAGACAACUCUCAACUGUUCGUUGCAGCUGCAGCAGAUCAUUGUGUUUGGUGUCUGGGUUCGACCACAUCACUCCUCAUACUUUUUACCUGCAGAAACAGAAGAAUGUUCAGCACUAGAGGUGGCUGCAGCAAAGCAGAAGCAAAGAGUGGGGAAUUUGGAAGCUUAAAAAGAGCCUCAGUUUGGGAGGACAUGUUGGUCCUGAUUUAGAGAAUCACUCACAUCAAGCCUGGAAUCAGUGCAGCUCAAGUUGCCUGCCUGAAGUAGCUCCACAAAGUGCAAAUCAGGAGAGAGAAUGGCCAUAUUUCAAGUUAGAGCCAUAUAAGAUAGCUAGCAUUAGGACACAGUCAACUUUAACAUUCAGUCAUUUCUCAGUUAGCUUUUACAGUAAGUUUAAAAACCACAGGCACAAUAGAAACGGUGAAAUAUUCACACAAGAGAAAUUACUUUAUAGAUGACAGUUUUGAAUUACCUUAGAUUAGGGGUGAAAAAACAUUUAAAAUCCGCACAGGCAGAAGUUGGGCCACAGUUUACUUUGUAUUUUUGACAGACAAUCCCUGAAGCAUUUGACUGGUAAAAAAAAAAGGCAUUACACUUGUGGUUUACCUUAAUCACUAGAGAUCAGAGUGUAAAAGUAGACACCAACAUUAGAUACCAACAUCAGUAUUUCCAAAGCAGCCACCAAUAAAAUGAUCAUCUUUCUUGUGCCAGCCUCCCUUCUUUCCCACCACGUCUGUGAUUUUUUAAUAAACCGAUAACUAGACAGCAGCUGGAUGUAAACAUUAGCUGAGUUAUCAUGUGAGCUAAUGUGCUGUUGAACGUGUUUUUAGCUUAAACUAUAACCCAAUCUCUCCUGUUUCUUACUGAUUAGCUGAUUAAACAGGUGGCUGUAAAAUGAAGUACAGUUUUUCAAAUUAACAAUGUGUGUACGGCUUCCAGCCUGUAACACAUCACUAAGACACGAUAACAGCGUUAAAGUUCCCACCUUGAGCCUGUCGUUACAAGAAUAAGAUUGCUGAGGGAAUAUGGUCUAUUACGUGGAAUUUCAUUUGGAAACUGAAGACAUCAACAUGGCAAAGUACUACUACUUUUCUUUUUUAAGGAUGUCAAUAAACAAACUUUCGAGCCAAAAAAGUACUCUGCUCAGCCAGUCAGUUCCAAGAGUUGUUCUUUGUACUUGUACGCUGUCAAACUUGGCUGUGAAGCUGUGAGCAGCCCUCCAUCAUCCACACACUCCUCCCUACUUUCUCUCUGGAUGGAUUCAUUCCCUGAUUGAAUUGCUUGGGGGAAACAUGGUUUACACAUGAUGGCUAGUCUCACAGUGAGUCUGUGACGUGGCUCUGGCAGCCUGUCGUCAGACUCUUAGUAAUUCUUGAACCAAAUCUCAGAGUUUGGCCCUGCUGAGUUGAGACAGCAGGGUCAGAGGAAGGUACAGUAUGAAAUCACAAGUGCCUGUCAGCAAAGUCAUUCUAAGAGUGUCUGCCAUCGACCUGACAACUGUUUGUCACUGUCAUGAGUGUCCUCAUAUGGAUGUGCGUCCCCUAGGCGCAGACAGCAGGCGAAUGCAUGCAGGGCAGGCAGCACUGAGAAAGGAGAGGGACACACUAAACUGCCUGUAGACCAGCGAGUUACAUAUCCAUGUCAGCAAUAAUCAGGAUGAUUUCUAUGCUCCGCUGAACAAAGACGGCUCAUGCAUGCUCAUCUUGCUCAUCGACCAUCGCUGUGAGCCCUGGAGCUAAAAUAAUAGACUCACAAUCUCCUCUGCCCUAAAUAUAACCAAUGUGUUAUGCACAAGAACACAGAGGAAGCCCACAAAGUCAAGCCCAGCUCAUACAAUCUGCUCUGCUCUGCAUGACUAUUGUUUCAGAGAUUAUUCAUACUGUUUGGGUGCACUGAUUUGAUUAUUGUCUUUGAUCUAAUUUGCACAAGUUUACAGUGACUACUCAGCUCUGUGAGACACAAACAUAUAAUGAUAAAAAAAAAUGUAUUAUCACAGUUUAUGUGGCCUCCUCCUUUCUUAGGACUGCACUGACACCUGGAGUCCCAUUGUUGGCAUCAUUUUGACUGCUUGUUUGGUGUUUGUAAUGUAAUUAUGUGCUUAUGUGCUGCCUCAGGUUGGUGCAGCACUGCGCAGUACUUUGCAACCACACACAUCUCAACACAAAGAUGCAACCUGAGAGAUUGUGCACUUCUGACUGGCUAAAAUCUGUUCAUGUGAAACAUCCCUUAUCUACUGCUGGCUGACUCUACAUCAGCACUAAAGCUGUUUACGUCCAAAAAGAAAUAUUUCAACCAAUUCACCAUCUUUAUCAAAACAGUUUAAAAAAGUGCAUGCAUUGUUAAGACUGCAUGCCUUUCAUGAGCUCUGGCCACAAAGAUGAAGCAGCAGUAGAGCUAUUUAAUCUCAAGAAUUUCAGUUUCAGUCAGAUAAUUUAGUAACCCUUCCAAAUCUGUAUGAUCAAAAUUCAGAAUUUACAUUAUACAAAGUGUAUACAAUGUUCUGUAAAUUCUUUUCAAAACCAGUACAAGCUACAUAUUGUUUGUAUGAAGGGGCUGGGACACUUCAGCUGUGUUUCCACCAAGCGGUCCAGUUUGGUUCAGUCAGCUUCUUUUUGCAUUUUUACACUAAAAUAAUGGACUAUGGAAUGGAAUAAUGGGGCAUGGGCUGCGUGAUCACAGACAACAUCUCGGUACUAUUUAGUAGCAGCACACGCCCCUUGUAAUAACCCCCGUAAAAACUGUUGUUCAGGACUGCUUACUUGUGCUUCCUACCCAUUCGGCUACUGUGAAUAACCGUUGAUCUCGCCUACACAAAACAGUUUUGUUCUCAUUCAUGAAACGCUUAAAUCUGGGACAUUUUUCGGGGACAGCUUUUGCCGGAGACAGGUCAUCCAAUACGGGGACUGUCCCCAGAAAUCGGGGACAUCUGGUCACCUUAAACCAAACCUAUCUGAACCCGAGCUGGACACACUGCGAUCGGCUGAUUGGUAUAAGAAUUGUCACUUUCUGUACAUCAGCGGUAAUGAUGGACAAACAGACAAUGGCUGAAUUCUGUCUUGCUGCUUUUUAAAGUAGCUGGUUGAUGUAUUUUUAUUAAAACAAAAGCGAACUGUUGCAUUGCGCUACAUCACACACUGCAUUGGUUGUAACUGAGCAAAAGCUACUGGAAAAAUUAGAUGAACUGAAAGGUUUAAUACUAAGUCAUAAAGGUGAAUCAGUCUGAUGCUACUAAAUCAAACUAAGUCAGCGCACUUUGUGGAAACACACCAUUUGUGUGAUAGGUGCCCCACUUAGCUAUUUGCGUAUCGUCAUCCCUGCUACCAGUCGCUCAGUCAUACCUAGGAUGAUAUAGUGGUGUUGUUGCUUUGUAACAUUUUUUCAUGCAGUUAUAAUAAAAAGGCUCACAUGCCUUCAAGAAAUCUGUACUUAAGGUAUUUCAGUGAGCAUGAACAGUUUUUUAAAUGUUAGCACUUACCAGGAGAUGUCUGUCUGUGCUCACGUCGAUGUGUUUGUUAGCUUUUUCAGUGUUUCUCAUAAACAGAUUUAUUUGUGUUGAACUUCACAUGUAAGUCUAAUGAACUGGUCUAAUGAAUACUAGUACUACAUCUAUCUGCUACUAAAAUCUCAAAUACGAUCUCAUUGAUACAAAUAUGUGUUGUUAGCUUUAUGUGUUGCUAGCUAACAAUAACCCUGUAAAAAGACUGCAGAACUCUACAGCCCCAAUAACUUGACAUUUACCAACCUAUUUCCUCCAGCUCCAACAAACAAAAAGCUCCAUGCAAUGACCACCAAGUUAACUCAAGGCUUUGAAACAGCAGUCUGCUAUAUACAAUUUAAACUAGCUAACUUGUGGAUAAACGUGGCGGCGCAUGUCCCAGUAAAAAUAUUUCUCAGGAUUUGGUGGGGACUACUCCUGAGCUGGAAGGCAAUAAAAUAGAACCACUCCCUAAUUGGCUUGAAACUGUAUUCAUAAUAGAUGCUAAUGUAUCUCUUUGUAUGCUUGGAAUUAAUAAAUAAACUAAGGAAGAGCUUAUGUGUCACUUUGGUAUUCACAUCUUGUUUCUACCUCCACUAGUGGCCCAAAAAUGUCUUAUUACAGAGAGUUUUGACAAAUAUCUCACAUCUUACAGAUGACAUGCAAUAGACCUAACACUUGUUUUCUUUAUAUUUAAUAAUUUGUAAAAGACUCAUUGAUGCUAUAGUGAUGCUGAUGCAGAUUUAUCAUUGAAGAAUGAGUGUUGUCCAAUGAAAUGUUACUUCUAAAAGUUUUUUUAAAAAUCUUUAAUCAAGUUGGUCUGUAUCAACUCUAAUGUGUUCUUGAAAUUUAAAUCAUACAGAUUUUUACUCCUGUCUCAAAAGUUUAACAGAUUAUUCUCGAUGUGAUCGCUGUUCCGGGUACAGAAACACAUUUCUUAAAAAACAUUGAGAGGCUGCCGGUCUGGCUUUUAGUUUUCCCCUUGAAAACAGAUGUUCUCUCAGAAGUGCACAGUCUGAACAGGACUGAAGCUGAUGUCAGCCUGGGAUAAAACACAAAGUGUCAGAAACACUGCUGCGUGAUGAUGAUGAUGAUGAUGAUGGUGUAUAAUGAUGAUGCACUGCAGCGGCAUGCAACUGUUUCUGACAAGAAACAUGCAGCUGCUGUUCUCUGCAAGUCCCAUGCCACGCUUCAUCUGAUGGUCCAGCAUGCCAUGCAUGGCCGGGACUGUGCACACGCAGCACCUCAUCAGGGCUCAGAGUGGCCAGGCUGCAGGAGUGCAGUCCCACAAGUGUAAGAAAUGGUGGAAAAUAAAAGAUUGAAAGGAGACAACUGCUGUCAGUUGGGCAUUGACUUUUUCUUUCUUCUGAACCACGAUCAGUCAGAAUGAUUUGUUAUGCAGAUUUACUUUCUCCAUUUACUAACAUGAGAUAUCAUCUUCCAACAGGAAAAACAGUUUUUUACUAUCAGCUGCACUAAAAAUCAAGCGAUGUUGUGCACCAGCUCUCAUCUAUCCUCAACGCCAGCUAAUGCCUGCUCGCCACCUGAUAUCAUGUCAGUAGGGUGUUGAGUGGAAAGCGCUGGUUAGUGGGGGGUUGAUGGGGGAUGAAAAUGCGCCCCAAAAGUGCCUAGUCAUGUGACCUGAUGAAAAAGAAUGUACUGCGGGGCCAGUGCUGGCCAGGAUUGAUUGCCAUGCUCUUUGUUUUCUGUUCUUUACUUAUUAUACUUUGUUUUCCCCCUUUGACCUCUUUCUCCAUCCAUAAAACGUUUUGGCAUGUUGAAAUUCACACCACACUGCCCCGCCCAGCCAAAGGGCCUCCCCCCCUGCAACUCCACACUCAUCCUUUACUAACAUCCAUCUUAAAGCACUUUCUUUUUUUAGACUCUUUCAGUCUCCAUCUGCUCAGAUUAUCAAACCAAGCGCACAGAACUGCAAAACUUUUCUUUUCUGCACUUAGAUGACGUUUUGCAGCUGCAGUAGACGACCAUUCCUUUUUUAUAAAAUUUCUUUUGCACUCCAUCUCAUACUCCAUCUCAUUCCCUUGUGUGUGGGGUGAAUUUCCAUUAUACCGCUUUGAGGUAUAAUGACUAAAUGGGCUUCAACUACUGACUUUUGUCGCUGUUUUCCCAAUUUGAUAUGCAUUUAAUGGCCUCUGAUAUCGUAGCUACUCGACUUUUUAUACCUGCCUGGCUUUGAAUGUGAACGUUUGCUUUGCUAGUUUCUUUUAUUUCAUUUCUUAAGUAUCGCCCUUUUUGGUUCCCUUGGCUUCUGCAUAAGGACCUUCUUUAGAGUAAUAACAAUCAAAUGGAUGGAAAUUUAUUUUAUUUUUCUUUUCUUCCCCUAUGCAGCCCUCUUCCUCUCUAGAGACUGAGGAUGUAAGAAUACCUUAAUAUGAGUUUUGUCCAUUUUUUAUACAUUAACACACAGUUAUUGUGCUGAGAGUAGCGGUGGGGCACUCUGAUGGAAUGAGGGAGGGAGGGCACUAAAUUGGCUCGCCAUAGGUGAAAAAACUGCUUCUUUUAUGACUCUCUGAUCUAUUUAUAUGAAAAGACUACAUUGCUAAAUGUCUAUUGUGGUCUGACCUUUCUCAGAGCCAUAAUUUUAGAUGUUUUAUAAGGCCAUAUUUGGCAAGCGCUUUGUAGACCCAUUCCUUCUGUAAGAUCGCUUGUGUGCCGGAAUAAGAAAGUGUGAUCAGGCUAUAGAGAGCUGAAUAUUUAAGUUGGUCCAAGUAGAUAUCACACCCACUGACAUCUUACUAGUCAUCUCUCAUCCCAGUGCAUUUUCUAGGGGCCAAGUGAAUGUGUCAGCACAUUUCUAGAGGACUACUGUGCCAUCUUGUGCAGCCCCGCUGUGAUAAUGUCGCUUAAGAUCUAGACAAAUGCCCUCAUAACAGACUGAAGAGACUAUUUCCACUCUGACAUCUAACAGGCUGUAUCCCUUCUUUCUCCCUCCUAAUUUUCAUUUUCAAUUGCUGUAGUCUUUGUUAUAAGGACCUUCCCUCUAUUUAGUCAUAUUGAGCAAGGUAAUUUACUGGGUUGGGGGGAUGGGUGGCGGUGGUGGUGGUGGUGAUGGUGGCGGGAAGAGAGAACGGGUGAGACUGGAACCACGGUUUUCACCCCAGCCAGAGAACAUGAAUAAUGCUUCUACAUAUAUUCAUUUUAGGAUAGGAAAAGUGGUAGAGCAGAGCCCGACCCCAAAAAGAAAGCCUCUUUUAGGUCCAUCAGUACCACCCUGGCCUCCAGCAUCAAGAGACGUAGGUCCUCCAAAGACACGGUAAGAAGACGAAGAAGCAACAUCUUCGCUUUACUCCCUCUCUUUCCUCCUCUUCUGCUCCUCCUCGUCUGUCUUUACUCUCUCCUUUCUCUUUGUCUGUCCUCUCUCUCCCACAUCUCCAUAUCCGACAUACCCGCGAGACAGUGCCAUGCUCCACUCACCCAUUUCCACACGGCUCCGCGGCCUUCGCCACGUGUCUGUCCGGUCACCAUCGAUCAGCCAUCACCAUUUAGCAUCUGUAGCUCCUCUACAGGCUCGAGGGCGUCAGUGCAGGAACUCAGGUCAGGCCAGGCCAGUAGCUGGGUUCUUAAUUUGGGGAAAGGGUGAGAAAAACGUCCUCGAAUUUGGCGGGUUCCGAUGGGAUUAGUGGCGUGUUCCUCUUGAGGAGGGGGGCGACAACAGCAAGCAGUCUGCUAGUGGUUUUUUUGUCUUGGGCUGCUCUUUUCCCUGCCUCUGGUUUGGACGUGGACUCUGGCGAUUGUGUCUUUUUAAUGGUGGCGUUGUGGUGCGUGUGUAUACUGAUGUAAGCGUGUUUUAUAUUUGUCUUGGUGUCUUGUCCUUUUUGACUGCUUGAACCUCUGUAUAUCCAUUGUUUCUUUGCAUCGAUCCCGCCCGCACUCCUCUGUUUGGGUUUCAGCCGCUUUUGGUUUGCUUUUGGUUUGAGUAGCAUGCGCUGGCGUCCUGUCAUUUUUCCCAAAAAACCAUCCUCAAGGCAGUCGUGACGGCCAGCCCUGCAGAGAAGAAAACUAAUGUGUUGUUUUAUUUCAUUUUUUUACCCAAAUGUCUAUUUCAGGGUUACACUCAUGGAUUUCUAUUAAUCGAUUCUUUUUGCUUUGUCAUAUUAUUUUGUUUGUCAUAAUUAUUGUUUUAUUUUUCAGUGUCCUUGUGGUCUUAACUGUGCAUGCUUCUUUCAGGGUGUAUUUUCAGGUGAUGAAGACUGUCUUCUUCAUUGUAUAAAUGAUUGUUUUUACGCACCACAGACCCUGUGAAGCCUGAGACUCUCACUGUGUUUCUGAUUCAAGCUUUUCUCUUACAAUCACUUUCUCUACGUCCUUGCCUGACCCCUUUUGAUACUGGCUGCACAAUAUCACUACCUACUUGUUAAAUGCAGCAGCUGGGUCAGUGGCCCUGCAGCUUCAAAAUGACCCUGUAGAUCCCAGUGUAUCUUCACUUUUGUAAUUCCAGUCUUAAAGAUGGUCAAACAUGGAGCGUAGUCUCAAGAUCCAAAAUGUAUCCAUCAUGAGGUCGCUUUUAACAACAGUAGCAACAAUUAUGACAAUAGAUAAUAUAGGAUAUAGUUGCAAUGCUAAUAUUGACCGGUAUUAGCAUGAAUAAAGGUUACGUUAGAGAUACUGACUGGUUAUAAUUACUGUAGUAGGUGUACUCAAGCAGAUCCAUUGAGGAAAAAUACAUGAACAAAACCUCCAUACAUGCAAGAAUGAGGAGACAGCAGCAUCAGGCCUACGCAGGUCCAUGUCGCCCUGAACCUCCUCAGAAGCCUGAUGAUCAACUCUUUAAAAAUUCAAUUAUCUGUCAAAGCAACACAAAUUACAAGCCUGGUGAUUCUUCCAGUUAGUGGCAGACAUUUCUGGUAUCACUGUCCUCUUCCUUACCUGGACCACAACCAUACUCAGAAACUCUGGGCCACGUCAGGUAUCCUGAGCUUGAAAUCCAAGAUGGUUGCCCACUGCAUCAGCUCCAAAAACAGAUGGAAUUUUAAUGGUGUCAAUUCAGUCUUGUUUUGUCAACUUCAAUUGAUCUCACUGAUGCCAUGAUGCAAGUUUUAUCUUUGGGAACGACAUGUUAUGUACAUGCUUCUGUCCGACCUUGUUUUCAAAUGGUAACUGGAACACAGUCAGUUCAGGGGUGACGUAAUUCACGGCUCCAACAUUCAACUGUCCAGGUGAAUGGAUUGCACCAAUAACACCAACUCCUCUACAGUGUGAGCUCCUCUCUGAAAAAGCAGUGCUCUGGAUAACAGCAUAUGUUGCAUAUGAUGCCUCCCUAGAUUUGUAAGCUACCCAUGCCAUGUGCAUUUACACAUACAAUCACGGAUGCUGGCCUUUGCAGUGUGCGCUGAUAAGAAAAACUCAAGGUGCAACAAGUCAACCUUUUUCCAAAAAGAAAGUCAAAUUUUGAUUUGUAUUUUUGUAUUUUUUAGUUUAAACUUGCAUUUGUGAUUGCGGUGAAAAACUGUGUCCACAAAAAAAAUGGUUUUUGAAAGGGAUUUUGAGCUCAUAUGGUGACCUCCGUUAGUCAUUUCUGUUUUUAUGCUGUACCUGAAGAUCACAGCCAUCCAGCAUUGGUUUUCAACCUUUUCUCUUUUCCACAAAGAUUUCUCCAAAACCAUGUGAUGAUUCUACUUAGCUACUGUAGAUGAAGAAAUCCUCAAUAUCUUCGUGAUUUUAGGAACACUAUUCUGAAAUAGUUUUAUUUGCUAACACAGUCUGUUAUAGAACAGUCAACUUCUCCUGAGAGAAGACACUGAAAUGUGUUGACUCCAAUACCCCAACAUGUUUUAAGCCUGUUGCAAAGUAUCCUAAUGAAAGGAAUAGUUCAGUGUUUUUGAAAUGGGGUUAUAUGAGUUACAUGUCACCAGUAAGUGUAUUAGCCCAUAUAGAUGCCAGUCAGUUCUGCCCCUUUAAUGAGAAACUGUUGGGAGACCCUGCAGUCCAGCUAGGCUAGCAGUUCAUUGCAGAUGGUGUCAAACCUGCCCUCUUAUUUUCUGUAAGUGGGAUUGUACUUAUCAGACUGUAAACCAUAUAAAACAUGAGUCUUUCAAACCCUUUACAGCAUCAAAAGACUUCUCUUGUGCACAGACACAUCAAGCAAUAGGACAACAUUGGGAAAUAACACUGAAUGGGUAUUACAGUGUUGUGUUUUGGUGUGUUGGGCCACUGAACAAGCUGCUGUAUUUGGGAAGUUGGAAGUGAGAACGGGCUGGUUGCAGCACAAUGAGAGUGUCAGGUUUCUUAAUUUCUUCACAGUUCAGUUGGAAAGUUCCUUCUUGUUGGGAGAUUGAAUGUCACAGGCUUGAAGUCUUCUGAUAAACUAAUGAACCAGAGUCAUCUACGCCCGGUUGCUCCGCCAGACUAAGCUGGUCAUUUAAAAAAAAACUUGGCAUAAGAGUUUUAACAAACGGCCGUGGAAUAAGCCUGCUGUUCUAACAUUGUGUUUUGACUGUGUUCUCAGGGGAGAUGUAGCCUGUGGAAGCUAACGGGUCAGAGUCAAAGUUUGAUGUUUUUGAUUGUCUCUUUCUCUUGUUUCAACUGUUAUUUUGAAUGUUUUCUGCAAUUAGCCAAACCAAUUUUACUCUCCCCUGGAGGAUUCUCAGAUUUGCUGUGGAUUGAAGAGAAGAAGAGUGGGAUCGCCAUUGUUAAUAUGUCAGAGGAUUUCAGUGAUGGUCUGAAACCAAGGCUCAAAGUUGAAAAAUUAAAACAGGACUCAGCAUAUUUUAAAAGAAAAAAAAAAGAUGCACCAUCCUCAGUCUUUGACCAUUAUUUUGAUUUUAUAUAAAUGUUAUUCUUUUAUAUUAAUGGAUAUCAAUGGACUUAAAUGUCAGUGUCCCUCACCCACAUGCCACACUGCUCCUCUCUCCCUCUGCAAGCAUGCCGAUGACUGUAACUGUCAUAGCUGUAGUCAAAGUAGAAAAAGUAGACGUGUAGUGAUAAGACUCACCUUUAGCUUUUGGGAUAAGUAGCUUUUUAACCAUUAACUGUGGAUGUGAUGUUAGUGAAGUGUCUCUUUUGCUGGUCCACUUGACCCCAUUAGGGUGCGCUGUUAGCAGCUCCUCAAGGUACAAGACAUGGGGAAACCAAACGGGGGGCUGUAAGCCGUAUGAUGAUGCAACUUGCGGGUCAAGGGGAUGACGAACAUCCACUCUGCUUCCUUUUUAUAUGGAGAAAAAUUGAACACUUGACAACUCAGAGUGGAUGUGUCCUCAUCUGUCAGCAUGUUAGUUGCAUCAUAAGAGCUCCUGAAGCUCACACGCUUGAAUGUAUUGGCUCUGUCAGCUUGAAACGAGAGGCACAUCAAUUCCUGCUGAAUUGAAAACAAAAAAAAAAUGUGAGACGGGACCAGGAUUCUGCAAUUUAAAGAUGUCCAGUGAUUUGUGAUGCAUUCAAUGUGCAAACAAGAGGUACUUUGUUGCCCAUUGGAUGUACUAAAACAGUUUGUAUGUCAAUAUGUAGUUGUGAGUCAGGAUUCAGAUUGGCCCUUUGGAAACACAGACAGGUUUAUCACGACACCCGGUCUCACUAAAGCUGCCCUUAAAAAAAGCAUGCAUAUACGCUCUCUAAUGAUCUAAUUGUUCCUAUUAACAAUGUCCUACAAAUUUCAGUUUCACCAGGUUCCUAUUAAUUUUGCUCCUGACAGAAGAAGCAGGCCCACAAUUGUCAAACUGUGGUUAAACGCUGUCAGAGAUCUCUCUGCAUUCAAAAGACCCAGUAAAAUCAAUAUCACUGUUACCAUAGCAACUAAGCACAUGCAUGGAAUCGAGAUCUAGUUUACCCGUUCAGCACUGUUGACGCCUACAAUUCAACACACUCUGCUUUAAAAGAAAGCAGAGUGAAGCCAGAGCUGGAUGCAAAGGUCCAACACAACAGCACUUUGAAUCAGCCUUAAAUUCCUCUCCGUCUGAUCGCUUUAAAUCAGAACAGCCUCCGGUCUGCAUGCAUUGGACUACAAAUGAACUGUGCUACCCAUGGCGGGAUGUUUUUACCCAUGUUUCAAGGCUGAAAAACAAAUUAUUCCUGAAUCAAAUAUGCUGUUGUUGUCUAGACUCAGGACUUUGUGUCUGCUCCUAUUUAGCCCACCCCAGGCACAACCAAUCUGUCUGAGAAAAAUGCAAACUCAAGUGAUUCAACUAAAAUGCAAGGUCUGCCUGAGAGGGGUUAAAGAACCCUCCUGCUUCUACGUUUCUGCAAGAAAAGAAGCAAAGGUGUUCUUAAAAUAAGACAGAGUCAAAUGUGGUUUUGCUCACACUGCAAGAACCCAAGCUGACAGUUUCUGCUCUCGUCCAGAAAUGACUCCCGAUUUUGUGUCUCCCUCCCUCUCUCCCCCCCAUUUGUCUCCACUUCUGCAGCAAUACCCACCCACUGACAUCACGGGCCAACUCAACUUGUCUGACCCGUCUGUCAGCACUGUGGUGUAAAGGGAGAGAGGGCGACACCGAGGUUCGCUCCCCUGAGGAGAGAGGAAACGAGACGAGGAGGAAGAGGACAGGAGAAACCAUCUCCUUGUUCCCUUCGCCUGGAGCUUUCAUUUCACCGCCUGCCAACGGAGCUUUUCAAGGAAACUGCUUUUCGGAGAAGUGGCUGAAAACACUGAACUUGCACCUUUUUUAAAGCCAGGAUUACUUGGCCAUAGUUGUUUGUAUUCGUAGGAUCCCCGAGCAUGCACUGAAGAUCCCAUCUAACUCACGUAUACAAUCUUUUCCUUCUGUAUCUUAUUAGCUUACUUACUUAUCAUUGUUUCUAACUUUACCUGCAGAAAUUUACUUAAUGUUUGGUGUUAACUCCUUUUCAAUUUCCUGACCAGCUGUAUAACUUAGCAAAUCAGGUUUUAGUUUAGUUAGGUUUCAGGAUCAAUCAGUUAAGGUGAAAUUACUGUUCUUGACAUAUCACUUCUAAUUAGAGCUUAGCCAUAGUAAUAAAUAACAUUUUUUUAACAACAUAUACUGCAAUACAAGACGUACUGUACGCUGCAAUGACAUCUUUUAUUUUGAAUAGGAACUACUUACAUCUUUAUCUCCACUUGAAGAUGUUUGAGAUGAAUUUUCUCUCAUUUGGAAGCACUCAUAAUGGCACUAAUAUUAAGGAUAUGACUAAUCUUGUCUACCAGUGAAGAUGAUGCAAGCAUGUGUGUGUUUGUAUAUGAGUUAGAGCUUUAUGUAACUGAAUGAUGAAAAUGAUACUAUGAAGCUUAUAUACUAGAUUCUGUAGAUACUUAAAUUCUAUAUUUUUCUUCGUUAAUUUUGUACAAAUCAGGCAAAUGUUUUUUUUUUGUUUUUUUUUUAAAGGAAAUCCUCUUCAAGAAAAUCUCUGAAGCUUUACAGCUAGACGUAUAGUUCAUGAAACUACAGAUUAGUUGACAUUCUGAUGAAACAGUUCAGUAUAGUUGCUUGUUUUUACCUCCGAUCCUGUUUUGAGACACCCUUUCAUAAGCCAUGUUACACAUGGGGACGCCCUCUCUCUUCCUCUCUCCUGCUGCAGCAGUCUUUCUCAUUUCCAGUCUCCAAAGGGGUUGCAUCAAAGGGCCAGGUUUUUCACCCAACCAGCACUUGGUCUUUCAUGCAAAACUUCCUCCACUGUGCAUGUAGCGCCGGAGAACUUUUACACGAAGGAAGCCGAGUGAUUUGAAAGCGUUGCUUAGCUUGCGAGCUUGUGUGCAGGUCGUGGUUAGAUGCAAAAACAGGCCGUUUCCCAUUUUCUGGAGCUGAGAAACCACUGCUGUCUGAUGAAAAGACUAUCACAUCCCGUCUGUCUGGUGUUGGCACUGCAGAGCACUUUAAGCUGAGGGGUCUCCAAAUCUGUAAAAACAAACUAUUGAUUAUCUAGAGUAGAACUAAUAUCAGUCUGACACUUAACUUCCUCACUUUUCUUUUAAUUUCUUUGUUUUUUUCUUUUUAUUUCCAAGAAGAUAGAAUCUACAAAGUCUUACACUCGUGCAACACAGUUUACUUUCUAAACUUAAACCUACAGUUUGCUUCAGAUCAUAUUCUCAUUCUGCUGUAUGCAUGCUUAACUUGUUCCUAUCAGUGCUUCGGUUUGUUUCUGGAUGCCUGUUGUCGCCGUGUACAGUCAGCCCAGCUGUGUGGAGCGCUUCCAUUGAAUGAACUGUAAAUAGAGUCCGGCUAAGUGUGGAUAGGUUUGAGGAGAUUGUACUGCGCUUGUAUUACGACUGCAACUGAGAAUGUCUUAAAUUAUAUUAACACACGCACACAACAGUUGUGAUACACAGGCAUGCAUUAACACACACACACACACACAUGCACACACAAAGACAAAACCCCUUAAUGAAAGAGUCACUUGUUUUUCUUACCUUUUUCCAAAAAGAUCUUGCAUUGAAUCAUCUUGUUUAUAAAACUGUAAAUAAAUAUACUUACAUUGCUAAAUCUAA
Messenger RNA from Xyrichtys novacula (pearly razorfish), 44327 nucleotides. The record is from the annotation of a GenBank genome assembly. NCBI's taxonomy places the organism in Eukaryota, Metazoa, Chordata, Actinopteri, Labriformes, Labridae.